Molecule: messenger RNA, 456 nt
Organism: Emiliania huxleyi CCMP1516
Lineage: Eukaryota; Haptophyta; Isochrysidales; Noelaerhabdaceae
Exons: 2
Coding region: 1-456 (151 amino acids)
Biological process (GO): protein phosphorylation
Molecular function (GO): ATP binding; protein kinase activity
Source: RefSeq, a predicted model, not a curated record
AUGUGGUCGCUCGGCGUGGCGCUCGCGACAAUGCUCGCGGGCGCGUGUUCCGCCGCCGAGCUCAAGAGGCGCGUCGUCUCGGGCCGCUUCGAGCUGCCCAGCACAGUCUCGCCCGAGGCGUGCUCGCUCGUCGGGUCGCUCCUCUGCCUGUCGCCCGAGCAGCGCGCAGACGCACGCGCGGUGCGCGCGAGCCGUUGGCUCACGGGAGUGGACGCGAGGCUGCCGCCGCCCGGCAGUGACCCGCCCGCCGAGGGCACGCCGCUCGACGGCGAGACGAUCGCCCGCCUGGAGCAGCUCGGCUUGAGGCGGCGGGAGGUCGAGGCGUCUGUAAAGGAGCAGCUCUUUGACCACCCGUCCGCUUGCUACGAGAUGCUGCUGCUGGCGAGGUUGCGCGCGCGCCGGGAGAGCGGUGACGCCGAGGCCGUGAGCGACUUGCGCUGUGAUGUCCCCGGGUGA